Messenger RNA from Cuscuta campestris, 2148 nucleotides. The record is from the annotation of a GenBank genome assembly. NCBI's taxonomy places the organism in Eukaryota, Viridiplantae, Streptophyta, Magnoliopsida, Solanales, Convolvulaceae.
AAACGGGAGUAUUUUAAAGAAGAAGAAGAAGAGUGACGUGAUAAUCUUCUGUAUAUAAACGAAAAGUGUUAAAUUGGGCGUCACCGAACGCCGAAGAAGGAUCGAGCUUCAUCGGCAAAGAGUACAAAUGGAAGCACCUCCUUCCCUUAUACUUCGACGUGUCUACUCAACUGCCCAGUUGGUUUUGGGCAUGGACCUCUAUGAUGUCCUGAUAGCCAUAGAAUCCUAUACUUGAGCAGCAACACCUUAUAUAGUGAUUCAAGUGCAUUCAAAACAAUGUCUUUUUCUAUGUGGGUUGGAAAUGUGUAUCAGAAGUUUGGAGCUAUGUGUUUGGGGAUUGAAGAUGCUAUGUAUAAGGACAGUAUAGCUUAUGUUGAAAAUCAAGUGCAAACAGUAGGUGAGAGUGUAAAAAGGUUUUGCUCAGAAAUGGUGCAAGAUUUGCAUCCUGCGUCUCUUUUAGAUCCUGUGGGAGUUGUUUUUGCUGACAUGUCUGUGAAUCCAUAUGCUUACCUCGAGAUUGAGAAAAAGAAGAAAAAGGAAAACAUGAAAGAACAUCAUGGGAAAUCCACAGACAAUAUGAAAUCCACAGACGAUACUCAAGUCAUCAAGGGGAGAAGCACACUUGGUGGGAUACACAGACGCCGUAAUGUUGGGACUAUCAAGAGAACUGAAGGCUAUGAUGAUCUUCCUUUAAUGGCAUCUCUUCCCAUGACUUCUAAAUCUUGGGAGAGAAAAGAUAUGAAAUCCCCAGUCUGUGAAAUAGGAGAAACGUCGGAGGAAAUUUGUGAUCAUAAAGUGGGUUCCCCUGUUACCUCUAAGUCUUGGGAGGGGAAUAAGAUGAAGUCCCCAGUCUGUGAAAUAGGAGAAACGUUAGAGGAAGCGUGUGAUCAUAAGGUGGACUUACCAGUGACUUCUAAGCCUUGGGAGAGUAAUAACAUGAAGCCCCCAGUCUUUGAAAUAGGAGAAAAGAUAGAGGAAAUCUUUGAUCAUGAAGAGGAUACUAAUAUGCAAACAACAGGCAUCUCUAUAGGCAAUGUGGCAUCUGAAGUGACAUUAUUGGUUGGAUCACCGAUCUGUGAAAAAGGAGAAAGCUUAGAGGAAUUUUUUGUACCCAAAGAGGAUGAUAAAAUGCAAACAACAGGAAGCUCUAUAGACAAUGUGGCAUCUGAAAAUGUGGCAUCUGAAGUGGCAUUAUUGGUUGGAUUACCAGUCUGUGAAAUGGGAGAAAAAGAAAUCUUUGAUCAUAAAGAGGAUAACAAUAUUCAAAAACCCGGCAGCUCUAUAGACAAUGUGGCGUCUGAAGUGACAUUAUUGGUUGGAUCACCAGCCUGUGAAAUGGAAGAAAAUGAAAUCUUUGAUCAUAAAGAGGAUAACAAUAUUCAAAAACCCGGCAGCUCUAUAGACAAUGUGGCGUCUGAAGUGACAUUAUUGGUUGAAUCACCAGAAUGUGAAAUGGGAGAAAAGGAAAUGUUUGGUCAUAAAGUGGAUGCUUAUAUGCAAACAACCGGCAGCUAUAUAGGCAAUGUAGCAUAUGAGGUGACAUUAUUGGCUGGAUCAGCUGGGCAGAAGAAGCAAGAAAAUUUCGGAUGCGCUUAUGCUUUUGACGGCUCAUCAUCAAUUUCAAGUGGUACACAAGAAGCAGAUAUGCCCAAUUCUACAAUUUGGCUUAGUACAUUAAGCGAUUCAGGAAUAUCAGAGAGGCAUUAUUUUAAGGUAUUAGAUGAGGCAAAUGAUGUGCUUGAGCAAGAAAUUGAUCAAGAUGUGGAGAAAACAUGUGUCUUGGUUGAAGGGGAUGGGCUUCUUCUUCCACAUGGUCUUGCCAAACACAAAUCAUACAAGACGAAAAUCCGCGAAGCAUUUUCUUCAAAAAAGAGAUCAACAAAGAAAGAAUAUCAGAGGCUUGCAAAACAAUAUGAGCAAGGUUUGGGUAAAGAUUGUGAGGGGAAAAAUGCCUCACCUCAGAUUUCUUCAGGUUGGGACUUCCCUGACUCUGAGUGGGAGCUUCUCUAAAUGCUUGUCCAUGCUGCUGUGGCUAUUAUAGAUUGAUCUGAGUUCAAUGGUUUUGACUUUUGUUAUAUUUAUGAGUUUUGUUUUAUGAUCUUUAUUUAUUGAUUCGAAUAAACAACUUAAAAAAUAGUUCUGUCAUGA